This is a messenger RNA of Fragaria vesca subsp. vesca, 2439 nucleotides long. Its product is annotated as pumilio homolog 12-like. Gene Ontology annotation, molecular function: mRNA binding. Gene Ontology annotation, cellular component: cytoplasm. Lineage: Eukaryota; Viridiplantae; Streptophyta; Magnoliopsida; Rosales; Rosaceae. The record is from RefSeq and is a predicted model, not a curated record. Gene Ontology annotation, biological process: post-transcriptional regulation of gene expression. The coding region runs from base 1 to 2259 and encodes 752 amino acids. The transcript has 6 exons.
AUGGAAGGAGGAAGAACUGAACUGGAGUUUGAUGAAUUUGAGAAGCUCCUUGGUGAGAUACCGAAUGCUACUUCACAUUCUGAGGAAUCCGCCACCAAGAGUGUGCCCUUGAAUGGAACCAUGUCUCCCAUUUGUGUCAACUCCUCUUACAAAGGAGGGCCUCUGAGUAAAAAACUCCAUCACAAUAAUGGGAGGCUUGAUGAGGGAAAGAACUCGGUGAAGAAAAUUCAAAAAUCGCCUGCAAAACGGGUUCAACCAGCAGAGGUAUCAAAUCUGCCUGAUGACCAUUCCUUAACAUCUGCAUUUGCAGGACUGAGCUUUGAUGAUGGCCAAAUCCCAAACUCCUUCAAGCCACAGCUUCCGAAUAUGGAUACUCUUAUGGUUGUUCCACCUUUCCAAGCAGCAACCGGCAUACCUUGUGGUUUUUAUGAGUUUGAUGUGACAAACAUUGGCCAAGAAAGUUCAAACAUGUCAAAAUAUUCAGAAGAGCUUAAAAAACCUCAAGUUCCUAUGGAAAAAUUGUCAGCAGCUGUUCCUCUAGCUCAUGCUGUACAAGGUUUUCAGUUCCUCUCCAAUGUGCAUGCUCCUGGUUUGCAGAUUCCUCUAACAUCUGAACAACAGCAAUUCUUUUUGGAUGCACAAACUCGUUUUCCAUACCUACAUUCACAACAACAUCAACUUAGUUGGAGGAAUAUCCAAGAGGAACAAUAUUUUAGGAUGCAGCAGCGGUAUGUGUACUUGCAGCAGCUUCAUGAUCAGCGGUUGGAAGCUCCAAACAUGCUUCAAGACAGUGGCAACAUUGGCAGUAGACUAACUUGUCCGAACCCUAGGCACCCCAAUUUUGAGGUGCCAAUUUCUCACCAACUGGAGCAAUCUAAUCAAGAAAGAGUUUGGAACAAUUAUGUGAUUCCCAGGGGCCCAAACCAAUCAAGUCCUGCACUGUCCUACACAGAUUUUAACAGGAUUCAUGCUCUUGACAAAGUGGGAAAACAGAAUGUUCCUGAAAAGAUUCUAACAAGAUCACAUGGAAUGAACACAAUCAAAGCUGUGAAAUUUGGUGCUGUUGGAGCAGCGGAUGAAUCACUUGGUCAUGUUAGUCCUAAUGGAAAAGUUGUCUCAAAUGGUCAUCUCCGGCAUAACUUAUCUACCCCAAAUGCUGGAAACUUUCCAUUGGAUAAUGUGAGCACAUGGGGUAUGUUCCCUGGUAUAAUGCAUCUUAAGAGUACAGAUUUGAAGGCAUUGCCUCAGAAGUAUAAUGAUACAAAGGCAUUGCCUCAGAAAUAUAGCUCAAUGGAUGAAAUAAGUGGCAGAGUUUAUCUCAUGGCUAAGGAUCAACAUGGCUGCCGGUUCUUACAAAGAAAAUUUUCUGAAGGAGCACGAAAAGAUGUUGAGAAUAUAUUUGUCGAAAUCAUAGAUCACAUUGUUGAGCUGAUGACAGAUCCUUUUGGGAAUUACCUCAUCCAGAAGCUUCUUGAAGUGUGUGAUGAUGAGCAGCAAAUGCAAAUUCUUCAUUCAAUCACAAAAAAGUCUGGAGAACUUGUUAAUAUUUCCUGUGAUAUGCAUGGGACAAGGGCAGUUCAAAAGGUUAUUGAAACCCUCAAAACUCCAGAGCAGUUUUCCAUGAUUGUUUCCUCACUGAAGCCUGGGAUUGUGAAUUUGAUCAAGAACACAAAUGGCAACCACGUUGCGCAACGCUGCUUGCAGUAUUUAACACCUGAAUAUCGUGAGUUUCUUUUCGAAGCUGCAACUAGUAAUUGUAUUGAGCUUGCAACCGACCGUCAUGGCUGUUGUGUGCUUCAGAAAUGUCUUAGUCAUUCUGAUGGUGAGCAAAGAGACCGGUUGAUCUGCAAGAUCACUUCCAAUGCACUAAUCCUUUCCCAAGAUCCAUUUGGGAACUAUGUUGUGCAAUUCGUCUUUGAGCUUCAGCUUCCAUGGGCGACAGUAGACAUUCUUGAGCAGUUGGAGGGUAAUUAUAGGGAUUUGUCUGUGCAGAAGUAUAGCAGUAAUGUGGUUGAAAAAAGCCUGAAAUACGCAGGUGAAGAGCGUCGCACUCGCAUCAUUCAGGAACUGAUAGAGAACAUGCGCUUGGAUCAAAUCAUGCAAGACCCUUAUGGCAAUUAUGUUAUCCAAGCAGCACUCAGUCAAUCAAAGGGAAGCCUUCAUUCUAAACUGGUAGAAGCAAUAAAACCUCAUGUGCCUGUUCUCCGGAGCAGUCCUUAUGGGAAGAAAAUCCUCUCUACCAAUGUUUUGAAGAAAUAAUCUUAUUGUUUUAUUGGUUUAAUUGUUCAAGAAAAUUCAUUCAUGUAAAAUGUGUAAUAAGCAGGUGAACACAUUACUUUCAUGGUUUUGGUAAUGCCUUCAACUAGCUACCCAUCAAAACAAAUGGGAAUUAGUAACAGAUCUUCCUGUUUUCUCUAAACCAGGUUUUGACUACGUCAG